GUGCACAGUUUUGUCUUGUUGCAGGCUGGUUUUGUUUGCUUGGCUAUGCAGUCCUUCAUUUUAGUAUAAAUAGGGAUGGCUUUAUGAAAAUAAGUCACUUUCCCACUUAAGUAUAAUUAUUAGGGCAACAUAUUCACAACACACCACUCUUGCUUUGCUCUCUCUUUUGAUCCAGGAGGAAUCAAUGACUCAGCCAAUCACAAGAUGUUUUCAUUUCACAAUGGAGGAGUACAGAUUUCUUGCAAAUAUCCAGAGACUGUCCAGCAAUUGAAAAUGCAGUUGUUGAAAGAGAGAGAAGUCCUCUGUGAUCUCACUAAGACAAAGGGAAGUGGAGACGUGGUUUCCAUCAAAAAUCUGAAGUCCUGCCCAUAUCGGCUGUCCAACAACAGUGUCUCUUUUUUCCUAAACAACCUGGACAGUUCUCAAAGCAGCUAUUACUUAUGCAACCUGUCGAUUUUUUACCCACCUCCUUUUCAAAACAAAAUCCUGAGUAGAGAAUAUUUGCAUAUUUAUGAAUCACAGCUUUGCUGCCAGCUGAAGCUCUGGUUGCCCAUAGGAUGUGCAGCUUUUGUUGUGGUGUACAUUUUUGGAUGCAUAUUUAUCUUCUGGUUUGCAAAAAAGAAGUAUGGAUCCAGUGUGCACGACCCUAAUAGUGAAUACAUGUUCAUGGCGGCAGUCAACACAGCCAAAAAGUCUAGACUUGCAGGUGUGACCCCAUAAUCUGGAACACUGGCACCCAUGGAGGAACCGCACUGACCAGUUCCCCCUGAAACUUGAACUGAGAAAGUUUAUUUUCUAGACCACAGGACAUCUGACUUGAUUUGACUACAGGCUUCUUCUGCUGUUGUUCUGUUGGUCUGGAUCAGCGACUACCAGUGACUCAGAAUUUUAGCAGACUGCCAGGGGACUGUUGAGUUCUCUUAAGGCAAACCCCUUCUUAUAGAAGGUCCAGCUCACGUGUACUUAACAAACAGACCUCGCUGGGAUAGA
Molecule: messenger RNA, 990 nt
Organism: Acomys russatus (golden spiny mouse)
Lineage: Eukaryota; Metazoa; Chordata; Mammalia; Rodentia; Muridae
Gene: Icos
Product: inducible T cell costimulator
Exons: 4
Coding region: 205-720 (171 amino acids)
Biological process (GO): cell-cell adhesion; T cell tolerance induction; T cell costimulation
Source: RefSeq, a predicted model, not a curated record